Molecule: messenger RNA, 2535 nt
Organism: Chanos chanos (milkfish)
Lineage: Eukaryota; Metazoa; Chordata; Actinopteri; Gonorynchiformes; Chanidae
Product: extracellular calcium-sensing receptor-like
Exons: 6
Coding region: 172-2535 (787 amino acids)
Biological process (GO): G protein-coupled receptor signaling pathway
Cellular component (GO): plasma membrane
Molecular function (GO): G protein-coupled receptor activity
Source: RefSeq, a predicted model, not a curated record
UGCCAGCCAGUCCACAGCACCUCAGACCUACCUGUGCUGGAGAGCAAGGGUGACGUCACUCUAGGUGCCCUGUUCUCCUUGCACGACACAGUGCUAGAACCAGAUCUGUCCUUUACCUCUCAGCCAGCACCCACACAAUGUGAAGGGUUUAAUUUCAGGACCUUCAGGUGGAUGCAGACCAUGAUCUUUGCCAUCGAAGAGAUCAACAAAGAUAGCCGCCUUCUGUUCAAUGUUACCCUGGGCUAUAAGAUUUAUGAUUCCUGCAGCACUCAUUUCCAUGCACUGCACACAGCCUUGGCCCUCAUGGCUGGGGAUGAAGAGGAGAGUGUGCAAGCUGGUUGCCGGAGCAAAGUUCCUGUCAUCAUUGGAGAUGGAAGUUCCACGCUGUCACUUGUGGUGGCUCGCUUUCUUGGUGUCUUCCAUGUGCCACAGGUGAGCUACUUUUCCAGCUGUGCUUGUUUGAGCAAUAAACUUGAGUUCCCUGCAUUCCUUAGGACUAUGCCCAGUGAUAACUUCCAGUUUGCUGCCCUGGCACAGCUGGUGAAACAUUUUGGCUGGACCUGGGUGGGUGUGAUUGCAGGGGAUGAUGCAUACGGACGUGGUGGGGCGCAGAUUUUUAUUGAGGAAAUAACAAAGCUUGGGGCUUGUGUAGCCCUCUUUGAGAUUAUCCCCAAAAAUCAUGCUCCAGGUCAUAUUAGGAAGAUUAUAGGGAAGAUCGCCACGUCAAAGACACGGGUGGUUCUGGUGAUUGCGCUGGAGCAGGAUGCUGGGUCACUCUUCAGGCAGGCUAUCCAUCAAAACUUGACAGGAAUUCAGUGGCUGGCUAGUGAGGCCUGGAUUACAGCUGCUGUGCUCUCCACCCCAGAAUUUCAGCCCAUCCUGCAGGGCUCCAUGGGCUUUGCCAUCCGCAGAGCUAACAUCCCAGGCCUGCAGUCCUUCCUACUCCGCCUACAUCCAUCUCAGGCCUGUCAUGACCCCUUCAUUCAUGAGUUUUGGGAGGCAAUGUUUGGAUGCUCGUUGCAGGCAGAGAGUACCAACAAGGGGGAUAAACCUCCCUGCUCUGGCUUGGAAGAGUUGACGAGCAAGAAAAGCAUUUAUUCUGAUGUGUCUCAGCUGAGGAUAUCCUAUAAUGUUUAUAAAGCAGUGUACGCCAUUGCUCAUGCAUUGGAUGCCAUGCUGAACUGCGGAGAACACAAUGGGCUUUUUGUUAAGAGAGUCUGCCCAGACAUGAGGAACAUCCAGCCAUGGCAGCUGCUGCACUACUUGAAGAAGGUGUGCUUUGUAAAUAAAUUUGGCGAGGAGACUAAGUUCGAUGAGAACGGGGACCCAAUGGCCGUGUAUGAUCUGAUUAACUGGCAGCUUGGUAAGGAUGGACAAAUUCAAUAUGUCACAGUGGGGAAGUUUGAUGAAACCCUUAGGACCAAACUGGAGAUUGAAGAAAAAGCCAUCAUGUGGAAUGGCAACCAGAAACAGGUGCCCCUGUCUGUGUGCAGUGAUGGCUGUCCUCCAGGGACAAGGAGGGCUAUUCGGCCUAAUUUCCCUUUCUGCUGUUUUGAUUGCAUUCUCUGUGCAGCUGGGGAAAUUAGCAAUCAGACAGAUUCCAUAGGGUGUGAGAAAUGCCUUCCUGAGUUUUGGCCCAAUGAAUGGCGAAACACAUGUAUCCCUAAGCAGCUGGAAUUCCUCUCCUAUAAGGAUACCAUGGGCAUUGCAUUACUGACUGUGGCCCUGCUAGGCUCCUGCAUCACACUUGCAGUGGUGAUCAUCUUUGUCUGCAAACGCCACACAGCCAUUGUACGGGCCAACAACUCAGAGCUGAGCUUCCUCAUUCUUAGCUCUCUGUGGCUUUGCUUCCUGUGUUCACUAGCUUUCAUCGGGCAGCCUACAGCCUGGUCCUGCCAACUGCGACACACUGCAUUUGGCAUCGCUUUCUCCCUCUGCAUCUCAUGCAUUUUAGGAAAGACAAUGGUAGUAGUCAUAGCCUUCCGUACCACUCUGCCAGGCAGCACAGUGAUGAAGUGGUUUGGUCCACUUCAGCAGCGUGCUGUCAUCUUCCUUGGCACUGCUGUGCAAGUGGCCAUCUGUGGGACAUGGCUGGCUGUAGCACCACCCACCCCACGCCGGCUGAUGACAUAUGAGAGUGGCAGCAUCAUCCUCCUAUGUGAUGUUGGCUCGGCAGUUGCCUUCUCGCUGGUGUUGGGCUACAUUGGCCUGCUGGCCAGUUUAUGCUUCCUUUUAGCCUUUCUGGCUCGGAAGCUUCCAGAUAAUUUCAAUGAGGCCAAGCUCAUCACCUUCAGCAUGCUCAUCUUCUUUGCUGUUUGGGUCACUUUCGUGCCGGCCUAUGUCAGCUCACCGGGGAAGUACACAGUCGCCGUCGAAAUCUUCGCCAUCUUAGCAUCGAGUUAUGGGCUACUUCUAUGUAUCUUUGCUCCCAAAUGUUACAUCAUCUUGCUGAAACCAGAGAAAAACAUUAGGAGACACAUGAUGGCCAAGAUACAUGAUGGCCAACUACAGAGAAGAAAUAUUAGCAUGGACUAG